Molecule: messenger RNA, 3789 nt
Organism: Loxodonta africana (African savanna elephant)
Lineage: Eukaryota; Metazoa; Chordata; Mammalia; Proboscidea; Elephantidae
Gene: ZNF232
Product: zinc finger protein 232
Biological process (GO): regulation of transcription by RNA polymerase II
Molecular function (GO): RNA polymerase II cis-regulatory region sequence-specific DNA binding; DNA-binding transcription factor activity, RNA polymerase II-specific
Source: RefSeq, a predicted model, not a curated record
GCCGGGCAUCACGCUGAGAGGCAUGGGUUCUGUGUUUGUCUUUGGCCCCUCCUUUGACCUCUUGGCCAAAGGCCCCUGACUGUGCUCCCUUCAUGGUCUCCGGGUUCCUUUCACCUCCUUAUCUAUUAGGUUUUCCUGAAGCACUAGGUACAUUACCAGUAUCAAGUCUUGCUCAUAGCAGCCCUGUUUGGAAGCCCUGGUGGCAUAGUAGUUAAGAGCUAUAUGGCUGCUAACCAAAAGGUCGGCAGUUCAAAUCCACCAGGCCCUCCUUGGAAUCCUAUGGGGUAGUUCUACUCUGUCCUGUAGGGUCGCUGAGUCAAAAUCGACUUGACGGCAAUGGUUUUGUUUGUUUUUUUAAACAGGGCCCUGCUACAAAUCCUGCGGUUUGAAUGUGAUCUAACCGCUUCUGGGGCAAUUAAAUUUUUCUUGCCUUCUAUCCACUACUUAAGGAAUUUGAGAAAAAGUGGAGGAGCCAUAUGGGAGAAGGCUACCUCUCCAAUACCUUUGAAAGGGUCAAAAACUGAAGACAGGCAAGCCACCUCACACUAAAAGUUGCUGACCCCUGGGCUCUGUAUCUGGUCACUUAGUUUUUGCUUCAAGCUUGUUUCUUCCCAAUUGUUAUUUCCUCCCCUUGGUUCUCAGAGCACUUUUUUUCUGUUUUGUUUUGUUUUUUCCCCCCUUUUUAUAGCAUUUAUCUAGUGGUAGAAAAACACUUUAGGGUCUGUCCCCACAAGAUUGCAAGUUUCUCAAAGGCAGGGAUUCAUUAGAGCAGGACUCUGGGAAGAGGGUGAGGAGGAAGAGUGUAAAGAGCUUAGUACAGAGUCUGGCUCUCUGAAACUCCUGAGCAUAUGUUCAAUGAACAGGGGGGAAAAAAAAAGAAUGAUUUCUUCUUGUGUUACAGGAUACCCCUGAAAGACUACAGCUGGCAUGGGCCUUCCGCAAAGCUAGUCUAUUCUAGGAUGUCUAUAUCACUAACAGCAGCUAAAAUUCUGGCCCUUCAGGACCCACGGGAACAAGAGAAGAUUAUGAUGGUGGAGCUAAAGGAAGGGGAACAGGCUUGGGAGUAUGAGACCAGACUACAGAGGAACCCCUCUGCCAGUCAAGAGAUCUUUUGCCAGCACUGUAGGCAACUCUGCUACCAAGAGACGCCUGGUCUGUGGGCCCUGAGUCAAUUGUGGGUGCUCUCCUGUAAGUGGCUGAGGCCAGAGAGGCACACCAUGGGGCAGAUCCUGGAGUUGCUGCUACUGGAACAAUUCCUUACUAUCCUACAUGAGAAGCUCCAGACCUGGAUGCAGGGACAUCGCCCUAAGAGUGGAGAAGAGGCUGUGACUAUGCUGGAGGAUAUAGAGACAGAACUUGAUGAACCAGGACCACAGGUGGGAAGGGGGAUGGUCCCAGACCCUGACCAUGGACCUGCACAAAAAGGGCUGUGGGAGGAAAAGGCACCUUCACGAGUAGGCCAGGACGCACUGAACACCUGGCUCCAGCCCAAGGAGAACCAGACUUUCCCAGAAAGUGAGAUAUAUUUGUAUUUUCCAUCAGUUGUUGCAGAUGACGAUCCAGAGCCCAAGGACAAAGGAUCAUUGCUGCAAUCACCCUUUGCUGAAGUGGAAACACAGGUUCCAGAAAAACUUGCUGUCAGCACCUCUGCAUUCAAAGCUGCCUCUGAAAUUGAGGGUACCUUAGAGCAGCAACAAGGAAACUCCAAAGGGAAGAGACUGAGGAAGUCCCUUGCCCAGGGGAAAAGUUUCAGGCAGGUGAAUGCCACCGGUAAGAAAACUCGCAUAGGGAAGAAAGAACAUGAACGUAGUGAAUGUGGUAAAGCCUUCCUUUAUAACUCAGAUCUUACUAUACACCAGAGAAUUCAUACUGGAGAGAAACCCUAUGAAUGUCAUGAAUAUGGAAAGUCCUUCAGGUGGAAUGCUUAUCUUGUUCAACAUCACAGAAUUCAUUCAGGAGAUACCUACGAAUGUAAUAAAUGUGGGAAUGCCUUCAGUUACGGCCCAUACCUAAGUCAGCAUCUGAGAAUUCACAAUGAAGAGAAAACUUUUACAUGUAAAGAAUGUGGGAAAGCCUACAGAUGGAGUUCAGAGCUUAUUAGACAUCAGAGAGUUCACACCAGAGAAGAGCCUUCCCAGUGUAAUAAAGGUGAGAAAGUCUCCAGUCAGACUUGAGCUUUUGUCUGUCUGUUUUAAGACUAGAUCCCAUAGAAGUUAUAACACCCUAAGUUUUUCCUGUACUUUUCUUGCUUUAGAAAAAGCUGCUUACCUGGUCUCACUUGUCAGUCAUCACUUACUUCAUGUCCUUUUAUUAAGGUGGUUGUAUCAGUAACUUUAUGGAGUCCCUGAGUGGCACAAAUGAUUAAGCACUUGGCUACUAACCAAAAAUCUGGCAGUUCUGAUCCACCCAGAGGUGUCUUGGAAGAAAGGCCUUACAACCUACUUCCAAAAGGUCACAGUCAUUGAAAAUCCUAUGCACAGUUCUACUCUGAAACACAUGGGGUCACCAUAAAUGGGAAUCAACUCGACAACAACUGGUUUAUCAAUAACUGGCUAUAAAUAACAGCCAAAUCCUGAUUCUUUCUAGUAUGACCUUGGGCAAGAUAUGAGCUGUGGAGUUUCCCCACUGAUAAGAUAGGGAUAGGAAUGUCUACCUCAUUAGAGUUCCAGACCUGGCACAGAGCGGCUGCUCAAGCAGAGGUAGCUAUUAUUAUUUAUUAUGGGUGGCUCUUUGGUCCUGACCCUUUUCACACCUAUACAUAUCUGCCUUUAGAUGGUUACAUCUGCAUGUGUGCAGGCAGGAGACAGAAAUCACACUAGUAAUUUGAACAAGGAAAAUUUAAUAGAAAGAAGCAUUAACUAGUAAAAGGGGAUUAUAUGUUAAAGGAGUUGAAGAGAUCACUAAAGAAUAUAGGAAUAACAGAAGGUGGGGAGUUGUCACUACCUCUAGGGCUGAGGGAGAAUAACCAAGGAAGAAGCAAAUGGGGAAGAAAACUUCCCCCCUUACCUCCACCAAGGCUGAAAUUAAGAUGUUAUUGGAGACGGUAUGACUGUUCCAGUGACAUGGUGAAGCCAGCUUGUACUGGCUUACAAGAGCAAAUUUUGUACAUCAGCCAUGGUGGGAGUAUUGACACCACAGAAAUAAGUAAGCGCUACAAAUCGUGCUUGUUAAACAUCUACCAAAACCGCUGUGGCGUGCUGGAUGAUGAUGUUCACUGAGUGCUGCAGGCCAGGGCCGAUGAGCAGGAAACCCCCGGCUGGGGUGCCAGUGAAACUGACUGGAGGGUGUGUGCCACUAGGUCUGCACACCACUGGCAGCUGUGCUAUAGGAACAAGAAGGAAAAACUAACAAACCAGGAAGAGAAGCCUCUUCCUCUUUGCUUUGUCCCUCCCACACCCUUUACUGCCAACUGGCAAAGGGGAAAGUAUUUACAGGGUCCAGCUCUGGUAUCACAAAGUAGUACAAAGAAGAGUGGAUUUAGAGCCAAGAGGAAAGAAAUUAGUAACUGGCCUACACUUCAAGCUUAUUUACACCUCAAGAUAUUUGUUCUUGCUCCUUACCUUCCCACUCCAUACUUUCUCCGUAAGUAGUUACAGAAGUCACCCCCUUACUUCAACUGAGGUCUAUAUUCAAAUGUCACCUCAGAGAAGGCUUUCCAUGCUCUAUGAUACAAGUUUAUCUCUUUUUCACAUAAAUGUCCACAUAAACCACAACCUGCAGACCAAAUCCAAAUCCUGCUCAUGACCUGUUUCUGUGCAGCCCAUAAGAAUGGUUUUUACAUUUUUAAAG